Molecule: messenger RNA, 2028 nt
Organism: Corylus avellana
Lineage: Eukaryota; Viridiplantae; Streptophyta; Magnoliopsida; Fagales; Betulaceae
Product: UBP1-associated protein 2A
Molecular function (GO): RNA binding
Source: RefSeq, a predicted model, not a curated record
ACUCUAAUUUAUUUUUUCAGGGUCGGGACAGACACCGGACCCUGAAACCCAAACCCUAGUCCCAAACAAUACCUCUUUCUCUCUGAGGCUCAGUUGUCACUCUAUCAGCCCCAGCAAUGGCGAGGAAGCGAAAGCUCGACUCCAAAUCCGCCCUGGCAACCGAACCCCCGAAGAAGCAACAGCAGCAACGAAAGCAGAAAGAAGAGGAUCGUACCCACAUCAAAGUUGAGGUAGACCAAGACGACGAAUACGAAUACGAGUACGAAUACGAAUACGAAGAAGAAGAAGAAGAAGAAGAAGAAGAAGAAGAAGAGGAAGAAGAAGAAGGGGAAGACGAAGAAGAGGAUGAAGAGGAAGAAGACGAAGAUCUCUAUAAACCAAAGAAUGCCGAUAAUCAGACGGCGAACACCUCCACGUCAGCCGCAGAUCGAGACAGCGAGGAUGAUGACGAUGAACCCAUACAGAAGGUUCUUGAACCGUUCAGCAAGGAGCAGAUUAUAAACCUUCUCUGCGAAGCAGUGCAUAAGCAUCCGGACGUGGCGGAUCGGAUCCAAAAGGUUGCGAACGAGGACCCGGCACACCGAAAGAUCUUCGUCCACGGACUCGGGUGGGACACGAACACGGAGACACUCUCCAACGCGUUCAAGCAGUACGGCGAGAUCGAGGAUUGCAAGGCCGUGUGCGACAAGGUCUCUGGCAAAUCCAAGGGCUACGGUUUCAUCCUCUUCAAGACCCGCGGCGGGGCCCGGAAGGCCCUCAAGCAGCCCCAGAAGAAGAUCGGUAACCGGAUGACUGCGUGCCAGCUGGCCUCAAUGUUUCCGGUCGCACAGCCGAAUGCCACCGCGGCGGCCUCCACGCCGCCCCUUUCGGAAUAUGCGCAGAGGAAGAUAUACGUGAGCAAUGUUGGGGCUGAGUUGGAUCCUCAGAAGCUGCUUAUGUUCUUCUCCAAGUACGGAGAAAUUGAGGAAGGGCCAUUGGGGCUCGAUAAGAUGACCGGGAAGCCCAAGGGGUUUUGUUUGUUCACGUACAAGACGGUUGAAAGCGCCAAGAGGGCUCUGGAAGAGCCGCACAAGAAUUUCGAGGGACAUACAUUGCACUGCCAGAAGGCUAUUGAUGGUCCGAAGCCGAAAAAGUCUCACCCUAAUCAGCUUCAGUAUCAGCAUCAUCAGCUUCAGUAUCAGCCUCACCAGAACCCUCACAACGCCCAAUUCCAGAGGAAUGAGAACCCCGCUCUUGUUGGUGGAGCCGCAGCGGCUGCACCGGGUCACUUGAUGGCUCCCCCCACCGGAGCGGGGAUUGGGUUAAAUCAGGGGGCUGCGGCGGCUCAGGCGUUGAAUCCUGCGCUUGGGCAGGCAAUAGCGGCGUUGUUUGCAAGUCAGGGUGCCGGGUUGGGCCUGACUAAUCUGUUGGGGACGCUGGCAUCGGCUGCGGCCGCGAACCCAGGUGUGCCCGCAGCGGGGCAUGGGACACAGGGUGCGUAUUCGAACCAGUCGAAUAUAAGCCCGGGACUGAUUGGAGGGUAUGGGAAUCAAGGAGGAAUGCAGGUUGGGUACCCCAACUCGCAGACUCAAGGUGGUUCCGGGAGAGGCCAGCAUGGUGUCGUGCAAUAUGGUGGCGUUAAUCCUUAUACGGGGCAAUAGGUGUUCCUCAGGCAGUGCUCUUUGCCAACCAUGGAGUUAUCUCUCUACAACCAUGUUUGCCAUGUCUCAAGAUUCUGAAUGUUCAUCAACUACAGUUGAUAUUGGUGCAAAUAGGAUCAAUGCCAAUAGAACUCCCUGAAGCUGCUGUGAUUUGUGUGGUGCUGUCUUUCUGUGAUGAUGUAAUGCACUAAUAUUGUUGUCUGUUGUUGUAUAUGCUAUAAUGCAUAGAUCUUUUGACUACUUUGAUGUUGAAGAUUCAAUGCUCCUUUAUGUUAAUCAGACAAUGAUGGUGGGGAAUAGACAUUAGCAGAGAGUUGUGAUUUAGUCAUACUAUUGUUUUAAAUGUACAAUAUUGAUAUCUAGUGAAGGAUUAAGAUUCUUCUGAUUA